AUGCCGACAGAAGAAGCAACAUCAAUGGCAGAAAAUGAAGUCACAUCUCUGAAUCACAAUCAUCCACUUUAUCUUCAAGCAUCUGAUGCACCUGGAGUGAUCUUAGUCCUAAUCAAGCUAACAGGACCAGAGAAUUAUGCCAUGUGGUGUCGCUCGAUGAAAUUGGCUCUUAGAGGAAAAGGAAAACUUGGAUUCGUUGAUGGAUCGUGUAGGAAGACAGCUUUCAAAGGAGUAUUGGAGGAACAAUGGAAAAAAUGUAAUGCAAUCGAGUUAUCAUGGAUUGCGAGUACUGUUACAAGUGAAUUACUGCCAGGGAUUAUAUAUGCUUCAAACGCGAAAAGAGUUUGGGAAGACUUUAAGGAAAGGGUACUGACUCUGUACGUAACUUCAUACUACUCGAAGCUCAGGGAUUUGUGGGCUGAAUUGGAUGUAAUGAUCCCAUCACCAUGUUGCAAUUUUGAGGAUUCAACAGCUUAUAUGGGACAUUUAAGAUCACACAGACUUCUACAAUUUUUAAUGGGAUUGAAUGAGAGUUUUAGUAGUAUUAGAAGUAACAUUGUGGCUCAAAAACCAGUAGUAACUGUGAAUGAGGCAUAUGCAGUAGCAGCACAAGAAAGUCAAAGAGCAUUGGGAGUUUCAGAGAGAACAAGAGAUUAUUUAACUCUCUUAGCAGGAAAAGCUCAGACAUGCACUCCAAGCCAAAGAAGUCACUAUAAGAUUGAUUGCUACAAAUUGGAAGGAUAUCCACCAGGAUUUCAAAGCAAAAGAAAUGGAAUUGAUGGUUACAAGAAUGACUACAAAGUAGCUGAAGGUUUUAGGCCUGACUUCAAACCAAAUGCACAUUUCACAAAGAAUGCUGAUGACUUCAAUGAUAGAGGAAAGCAAGUUGAAGGUGCACAUUUCACAAGGAAUGUUGAUUACUUCAAUGAUAGAGGAAAGCAAGUUGAAGGUCACAUGACACCACCUCAAUACCAAGAUCUGGUAAACAGGAUGGAUAGAGCAGAAACAUCAGAUUGUGUUGCUAAUAUGUCAGGUAUGUCUUCUUUAAACUCAAAACCAGGUAGAGUUUAUGAAUGGAUAAUUGAUAGUGGAGAUACACACCACAUCAUACCUAAUAAGGAGUUGUUGACUGCUAUUAAAAGAAUACAAGGAAAUAACAGUGAUGGAGUACAAGUUCCAACAGGAAGUAGAUGUGAUAUCAAAGGAAUUGGUACUGCACAGGGACUCUACGAUGGCAAGGUGUUGGGGAUUGGUAAAGAGAGGGAAGGAUUGUACAUUUUGAAGAAACAAAUACAGUCACCAGUGCAGGCUAUGGCUACUGCAAAUAUGAGUAGAGAUGCAACAUUAUGGCAUUUGAGAUUAGGACAUGCCUCAACUGGUAUUUUACAGCUUAUUCAAUCACUGAAGCAUUUAUCAAACAAGAAUAUACAACAUGAAUUGCUCAAAGAUUUCAUUGCCUUAAUAAAAAAUCAGUUUGGUUUGCCUGUGAAAACCCUGAGAUCUGAUAAUGGUUCUGAGUUUUUCAACUCUUCUGUAAAUAAUUUACUUGCUUCUCAAGGCAUUAUACAUCAGAGUAGUUGUGCAUACAGCUCUCAACAAAAUGGCAAAGUAGAGAGGAAACACAGACACAUCUUGGAGAUGGCACGGGCUUUGAGAUUUCAAAGUUCUCUCCCAAUUUAUUUCUGGGGAUAUGUAACUUUCAGAGAAUCCACCUUCCCUUACCAAGCUGAACCUGUUAAAUCUACUUCUACUGACCUUGACAUGUUUGAACUGCAAAAUUCAGAUUAUCUUUCCACCUCUCUCAUUAAUUCUUCUGAUCAUCCUAAUGAAUGCAACACUACUCAUAUUCCUGAUCCUAUUAUUGAGACCAGUCCUGCUUCCAUUCUUGAAGAUAUUCCCACAAUUAAUGCCUUACCUUCUUUACAGCCUACAGAAGAACUUCUCCAAAUUACAUAUCAGUCUAAGUCCAGACCUUCUAGAACUAUUAAACCUCCUGGAUGGUUAAAUAAUUACAUCACUACUUCUAAAGCUAAGCCACCAUCUUCCACUAUGACUGAUGAACUUUGUGCCUUGGAAAGUAAUCACACUUGGGAGGUGGUUGACUUACCACCAGGCAAACAAGCUAUUGGCUCUAAAUGGGUGUUUAAAAUAAAACAUAAGGUUGUUGAUAAAUAUAAGGCAAGGUUGGUUGCUAAAGGAUAUACACAAAAUGAGGGGUUAGAUUACCAUGAAACAUUCUCCCCUGUUGCAAAAAUGAUAACAGUCAGAACUCUAAUCAGUGUUGCAGCAUCUAAGGACUGGUCUUUGAUUCAAAUGGAUGUUAAUAAUGCAUUCCUUCAAGGUGAUUUACAUGAAGAGGUUUACAUGUCCCUACCUCAAGGUUUUUACAGACAGGGGAAGACUAGAGUGUGUAAGUUGUUGAAAUCAUUGUAUGGCCUGAAACAGGCUUCUAGACAAUGGAAUAUCAAAUUAUCUACUGCCUUGUUGGAAGCAGGAUGCAUUCAGAGCUCACAUGACUAUUCCUUAUUCACCAAACAUUGUGGAAAUGACAUAGUUGUAAUUCUGGUUUAUGUUAAUGAUUUAAUGAUCACAAGAAACAGUCAACAACUGAUAGAUGAUGGUCAGAAGACACUGCAUAGCAAGUUCAAAGUGAAAGACUUGGGGCAGCUCAGGUACUUUUUAGGGAUCGAAGUAUUGAGGUCAGAAAAGGAGAUUCUACUUAACCAAAGAAAGUAUAUUUUGGAAUUACUCUCCACAGUAAGAAUAACAGGAGCUAAGCCAGCUUCCACUCCGAUGGAGAUGAAUGUAAAGCUUACUACACUGGAGUAUGACUCAGUAGUUGGAAGUGUUGAAGAUCCUGUGUUAAGUGAUAUUCACAGUUAUCAGUAA
Solanum verrucosum is the source of this 2889-nucleotide messenger RNA. RefSeq lists its product as uncharacterized. Gene Ontology annotation, molecular function: nucleic acid binding. Gene Ontology annotation, biological process: DNA integration. The transcript is spliced from 7 exons. The record is from RefSeq and is a predicted model, not a curated record. NCBI's taxonomy places the organism in Eukaryota, Viridiplantae, Streptophyta, Magnoliopsida, Solanales, Solanaceae. Bases 1 to 2889 code for a protein of 962 amino acids.